UAUGGUAAAUAACAGUUCUCCUGAUCUACUCCCGAGACAAGUGCCAAGUACGGUAAAUAACAGUUCUCCUGAUCUACUCCUGACACAAGUGCCAAGUACGGUAAAUAACAGUUCUCCUGAUCUACUCCUGACAUAAGUGCCAAGUAUGGUAAAUAACAGUUCUCCUGAUCUACUCCUGACACAAGUGCCAAGUACGGUAAAUAACAGUUCUCCUGAUCUACUCCCGACACAAGUGCCAAGUAUGGUAAAUAACAGUUCUCCUGAUCUACUCUUGACACAAGUGCCAAGUACGGUAAAUAACAGUUCUCCUGAUCUACAUCCGACACAAGUGCCAAGUACGGUAAAUAACUGUUCUGAUCUACUCCCAACACAAGUGCCAAGUACGGUAAAUAACAGUUCUCCUGAUCUACUCCUGACACAAGUGCCAAGUACAGUAAAUACCAGUUCUUCUGAUCUACUCCUGACACAAGUGCCAAGUACAGUAAAUAACAGUUCUCCUGAUCUACUCCUGACACAAGUGCCAAGUACAGUAAAUAACAGUUCUCCUGAUCUACUCCUGACACAAGUGCCAAGUACAGUAAAUAACAGUUCUCCUGAUCUACUCCUGACACAAGUGCCAAGUACAGUAAAUAACAGUUCUCCUGAUCUACUCCUGACACAAGUGCCAAGUACAGUAAAUAACAGUUCUCCUGAUCUACUCCUGACACAAGUGCCAAGUACAGUAAAUAACAGUUCUCCUGAUCUACUCCUGACACAAGUGCCAAGUACAGUAAAUAACAGUUCUCCUGAUCUACUCCUGACACAAGUGCCAAGUACAGUAAAUAACAGUUCUCCUGAUCUACUCCUGACACAAGUGCCAAGUACAGUAAAUAACAGUUCUCCUGAUCUACUCCUGACACAAGUGCCAAGUACAGUAAAUAACAGUUCUGAUUUACUGCCGACACAAGUGCCAAGUACGUUAAGUAACAUUUGUCCACAGCCACCCUUAAUGCUCCUGAUCCAACAAUAGACCAUAUGUAAUUAUCGGCCUUAUAUGUUUAGGGCAGUUCUAAGCCCUUGCACUG
Molecule: messenger RNA, 1064 nt
Organism: Protopterus annectens (West African lungfish)
Lineage: Eukaryota; Metazoa; Chordata; Ceratodontiformes; Protopteridae
Product: mucin-5AC-like
Exons: 1
Coding region: 146-1009 (287 amino acids)
Source: RefSeq, a predicted model, not a curated record